CUCUCGGCUGCAAGGUCCAGUCUUUGACACGGGCUGGCGGAUCCGCUCCCGCGAGUUGGGGGCCGGGCCCAGGACCCCGCCCAGGCGGCGGCCGGGUCCCCUGGGCCGGGCGCUGCUGGCGGAGCAGACGGGGCGGAGAGGAACGCGGCAGGAGGAGGAGUAGGAGGAGGGGGCCGGUCAAGGGAAGUGCGACGUGUCUGUGGAGCCUUUUUAUACCUCCUUCCCGGGAGUCCGGCAGCAGCUGCUGCCUACACCGCUGCCGCCGCCACCGAGCGUCCUAGCGUCUACGCUCCCAGGAGCUGGGCUCCGAGUUCCAGCGCGCCGGGCACCGCCGCAGCCAGCCAGCAUGUCCGGGGUCAAGAAACAGAAGACGGAGAACCAGCAGAAAUCCACCAAUGUUGUCUAUCAGGCACAUCAUGUGAGCAGGAAUAAGAGAGGGCAGGUGGUUGGAACAAGGGGCGGAUUCCGAGGCUGUACUGUGUGGCUGACAGGUCUCUCUGGGGCUGGAAAAACAACAAUUAGUUUUGCUCUGGAAGAGUAUCUCGUCUCCCAUGCCAUCCCUUGCUACUCCCUCGAUGGAGACAAUGUCCGUCACGGCCUCAACAAAAACCUCGGAUUCUCUCCUUGGGACAGAGAAGAGAACAUCCGCCGGAUUGCCGAGGUGGCCAAGCUGUUUGCCGAUGCUGGUCUGGUCUGCAUUACCAGCUUCAUUUCUCCUUUUGCAAAGGAUCGUGAGAACGCCCGCAAAAUCCAUGAGUCAGCAGGACUGCCAUUCUUUGAGAUAUUUGUAGAUGCGCCUUUAAACAUUUGUGAAAGCAGAGAUGUAAAAGGCCUCUACAAACGGGCCCGGGCUGGGGAGAUCAAAGGGUUUACAGGUAUUGAUUCUGAUUAUGAGAAACCUGAAACUCCCGAGCUUGUGCUUAAAACCAAUUUGUCGUCCGUGAGCGACUGCGUGCAGCAGGUGGUGGAACUCCUCCAGGAGCAGAACAUUGUACCCCACACUAUAGUCAAAGGCAUCCAUGAACUCUUUGUGCCAGAGAAUAAACUGGACCAAGUCCGAGCUGAGGCUGAAACACUCCCUUCGUUAUCUAUUACCAAGCUGGAUCUUCAGUGGGUCCAAGUUUUGAGUGAAGGCUGGGCCACUCCUCUUAAAGGUUUUAUGCGAGAGAAGGAAUACUUGCAGGUUAUACACUUCGGCACCCUGCUUGAUGGCAUGUUCCUUCCUGAUGGAGUGAUCAACAUGAGCAUCCCCAUCGUAUUGCCUGUCUCCACGGACGAUAAGACGCGGCUGGAAGGGUACAGUGAGUUUGUCCUGACACACGAAGGACAGAGGGUGGCGAUCUUACGAGACCCUGAAUUCUACGAACAUAGAAAAGAGGAGCGUUGUUCUCACGUGUGGGGCACGACGUGUGCAAAACACCCCUAUAUCAAAAUGGUGAUGGAAAGUGGGGACUGGCUGGUUGGUGGUGACCUUCAGGUGCUGGAGAGAAUAAGGUGGAAUGAUGGGUUGGACCAAUACCGCCUGACACCACUAGAGAUCAAACGGAAAUGUAAAGAAAUGAAUGCUGAUGCAGUGUUUGCAUUCCAGUUGCGCAAUCCUGUCCACAAUGGCCAUGCUCUGUUGAUGCAGGAUACUCGCCGCCGGCUCCUGGAGAGGGGCUAUAAGCAUCCAGUUCUCCUGCUCCACCCUCUAGGUGGCUGGACCAAGGAUGAUGAUGUGCCCCUGGACUGGAGAAUGAAGCAGCACUCAGCUGUGCUGGAAGAAGAGGUUCUAGAUCCCAAGUCAACCAUUGUUGCCAUCUUCCCAUCUCCCAUGUUAUAUGCUGGCCCUACAGAGGUCCAGUGGCACUGCAGGUCCCGGAUGAUUGCAGGGGCCAAUUUCUACAUUGUAGGCCGGGACCCUGCAGGAAUGCCCCACCCUGAGACCAAGAAAGACCUGUAUGAACCCACUCAUGGGGGAAAGGUCUUGAUUAUGGCUCCUGGCCUCACCUCUGUGGAAAUCAUUCCAUUCCGAGUGGCUGCCUACAACAAAGCCAAAAAAGCCAUGGACUUCUAUGAUCCAGCAAGGCACAAUGAGUUCGACUUCAUCUCAGGAACUCGAAUGAGGAAGCUGGCCCGGGAAGGAGAAAAUCCCCCAGAUGGCUUCAUGGCCCCCAAAGCAUGGAAAGUCCUGACAGAUUAUUACAGGUCCCUGGAGAAGAACAACUAAAAGUCUUUCAGCACCAGUUUCUUUCUGAAGUGCUCUUUGAUUUCCUUUUCUAUUUUUGUGAUUAGAUGCUUUGUAUCCAACUGCUUCUCAAUGACUGAUUUUAAAGUUAGUGUUUUAUAAUAAGGUAAAAAUGUCUAUAAUUUAAAGUCAACACACACACAUAUAUAUACACAUACACACCUAUACCCACACAUGUAUAUCUGUAUGUAUGUGUAUAUAUAGGUAAAGCAAAACUUUAUAUAUAUAUGUAUAUAUAUAUAAAGCAAAACUGAAGACCUAAUCUUAACAGGUAAAAGCUACAUUGUUAUCAUUUCAGAAAAAAAUAAGAUAUAUUCUCUACUGCAUCUGAGCAGGAGGUCCUAGAUUUCUUAAAGCUUUGACCAUGUGUCCAGUUUACCUGCCAAAAAGUAAAGCGCAUUUUCCAGCUUAAGUCUUGCCAGCUUGCACUCUCCCAAUGUCAUACACCAGUAGUAAAAGAAAUCAGAUGGACAGUUCCUUCUAUAAAGCUGAAAAAAAUAAAACAAAAAAACAACCCUCACAUCAAGAUUCUUGCUAAUAUUUCGUCUCGGGCCUAUCCAGCCUUACUGCCCAGUCUCUUAUGUGCCGAAGAAUGACCUGACUGGAGAAACCAAAUGUGUGAAAAUGUGCAGUUAUCUCAGAGAUCUAUGCAAUCAAGUUCUGCCACAGAAGUUACACUGCCUAAUAGGAAGAGAAGUCUUAAUACUUUGCUGUGAAUAAUAUAACUGUAGUUAAACAGAGAUUUUAAAUAGUAUAGAGGGCUUAGUUGAAAAGAUUUGUACCCAGGGCUCAAACAACCUGGCAAUGUUGUGGAAAGUUAAUGUUUCUCCUCUUUGCUGUGGACAUUGUGUCCUAGGGAGAGGCUGCACCUAUUAACUGCAGUGGCAUCAGCUGUGACCCAGAACAAUUCACACUAUCAGACUAGCAAGCUGCUGGAACUGGACAAAAAUGCAGAGAACUCCAACCCUUUCAUCCUACAGAUGACCAAACUAGGACGAUGCACAGGCGCAGUCUUCACGAGCUAAUGAGCACUGUAAUGACAGUGCCAAAAUGGCAUCCUUAGGAAGUACUGGUGGCACUGAGCCAGGACCCAGGCCACAUGACUUCCAGGCCAGUGCUCUGUCUACACUGUACAGCACAGGAGCUAGACCUGGUUCCUCCCAACUGCUUAACAAAACUCCUUGAAUGGAAGGCACUUACAAAGCAGCUUUCUUGGAUGCUAAAAGGUCCAGGGUUUUCCAAACUUAGCUAAUUUUAUUACAGUUGGAAAAAAUACUUUUCCCAAAGACUCAUGCUGUUCUGAGAUAUCCAACUGCUGAUGGCUUUACUUUCUGGGAGGCCAUCUUUUGCACCUUAUGCAUAAUUCCUUGUUACUAAGGAAUAUAUGAAGAAAUAGUACUUUUUGUACCUAGGUCUCUCUGGAAGAGACUUAGACUGGAAAGAGAAAACUGAUUUUUUUUUUCAUAUUCAGUUUUUAAAAAUGCUAAUCCUAGCUAAUGAAAGUUCUUUUGAGAAUAAAUUACAUACAAUGGCCACAGCAAAGUAUGUCUUUAAUAGUAUAGUGCCUAUAUCCACGUAAUCAGAGGUCCUCACUACUGCCUUUUUAAAAAUGGCAUAUUUACUGAAAACUGGAGACAAGUUAUAGUGCCUUAACCAAUAUAUUUUGUGAUUUUUAAAAAUAUAUUUAAAACUGCUCUUCUGCUCUAGUACUAUACUUAGUGCAAAUGAUUAUUUCUAUGUACAAUUGAUGUUUGUUCUUAUUUUAAUAAAUUUCUCAAAACGAAGGCUGAGUUGUUUCUGCUUAUCACAUCAAGUACGGGUUGAUCAUCACUCGGCUGAGGCCCUUGUGACUUUGGAGAGAAACAGCAGCUUUCAGACCAUAAUUAAGAGGCUGUUUGUCUUUGUUCAUGUCAUUUUUUUAAAGCUGUGAUGUGAAUGACAUAUGAUCUCAGCCAAGCACUGCAGUGAUAUUUUCAGAGAUGACUGUGUUUCUCAGGGAACUCACCCCAGGAUUUCAACGCAUGGGGGAUCCGAUGACCUCUCAAAUUUUUUUCUAACUUGUUCCCUUUUCUUCAAAGUGCUUCCAAAGAGUUUCACCAGCAGGGUUGGGAGCAUUUGCAUUUUUUCCCACAACUUCCACAUCUCUACUUACCUUAGCAGCUGCUACUGGUAUACCCAGAAAGGAUACCUUUUUCUACCCACACCUUCAGUGGCCUUCUGACAGGCCUGGAGAUUUGGGUUUUUUUCCCUUCUUGAGUCCCUGCUUCCCUUCUCUCCUGAAGGUUUCAUGCAUAUCUUUGCUGCUGGUCCUCACUCUGAAAAAAAACUGGUGUUAAUAGCCAGCUCAAAGCUGCCACUUACUACCAUUUCCUCUCUCUCCCUAGAUCCUUACUUUGCUGGCUCCUAGUGACAAUUAGUGGAACUUUAAAGUAGUGCAGGAAAUGUGUAAGUACAUAAGAUUUAAGGUCCUGAGGGAGUAUGCCAAACUGUACAGGGCAGUGUGAAAAAAUCCUGGAAGGACAUAUGUAAGUCAUUCAGUCAGAUAAUGGUGUACUUACAAAUCUACCAAAAUUCAUAUCAGGCCACAAGAUUUCCUUUCCAACCCAUCUUCCCUGAAAGAAGAAACAAGUCUUAGUGACUUAAACAGCAAGUUCAUUUUUUUUUUUUCCUCAUCCUCCUUUUAUUACCUGACUUUUAGGUCUAGUACAGAUUGUCAAUAUAUUUUCCUGAUAGGUAAGUAAUCAGGAAAUUAGAUGAGCACCAGAACAAUCAACUGUACUUAUGUAUAAAGGUUUGACGGAACAUAGUGCAGCUUUUGUCUUUGAGAUUUUUUUUUUUUAGGGCCGCACCUGCAGCAUAUGGACAUUCCCAGGCUAGGGACUGAAUUGGAGCUAGAGCUGCUGGCCUACACCACAGCCACAGCAAUGCUGAAUCCUUAACCCACUGAGUAAGGCCAGGGAUGGAACCUGCAUCCUCAUGAAUACUAGUCGGGUUUGUUUCUGCUGAGUCACAACGGCAACUCCCGCUUUUGAAUGAUACAGGUUUCUAUUAGUUAUGCUUAUCCCACUACCAAUAAUGCAUAUAUUAUCAAGAAUUAACAAGAUACAGGAAUUGAAAGAGUAAUCACUUUUUUUUUUUUUUACUUUCCUCUAGCAUGCAUUUAAUUCUUGGUCAAUAUUAACUAUUAUUGGGCCACUCAUCAUAUACCUUCACCAAAUGAUGAAAGUGAUGUAUAAGCAAUUCACUAGUAUACAUUCCAAAGGUGCCUUUUUUUUUUUUUUUGCUUAUAUUGUAAUUUUGUUGGAAUUACCAUUAAAAGUAAAAGGUCACUGGCUAGAGUUUGGACAUUUUAGUUUGAUAGAGAAAAACCUAGACAAAAUAAAAAUACUACUUUUCUACAAGGCUAGGAAAAAGCGGUAAUGCAAGGAAGUCUUGAUGAAUAGAGACAAGCCUUUUGUAGGUAAGCCUUACAGUUUUUCAAUAGCUUAUGUUUUGAAACUGUGGUACCCUUCCUAACCCCUCAAGCCACUACUCUUUCCACAGACUUCCUCAUUUGGAUUAACUGCAGGGAAGACCAGUCUCAAUUAGUAAGAAAUCUAAACUAUAGAGUUUUAAAAAGUAACACAAUUUUAUUACCUUCAAAUACAUAGGCAACAAACUGAUGGGCACAGCUUUUUAACAUGUAUUUGUACUUGCUGGAAUCAGUAAUACACCUUCUAUGAUAAAGUUCUUAAAUAUGGUUGAUUUGUUUUAGAAACUCAAACCUGUUCUGCACCUAUUUUACUUAAAAUAACAUUUGUGAAAGUUCUUAUGUAUUAUACAGACUUGUGGGUAAAGAAAAAUUUUGAUUUAUAUUUACUGCAUAAGCCUGCUUUCCAUUAAUAGUUCAAAGAUAAAUUUCAGCUUGGCACAGGUUGAAAUAAUAAUGACCUACUUUCACAUAAACAACUCCAAUAAUGAUCUGGUCUUUUAAACUAGUUAAAAGAUUGGCCUCUAUAAACGUACUAACCAUGUUAUACCUCAGUCUUCACUGUUCUUUUUUAUACCUACUAUCUGGAACAAAAUAAAUUACAAGUUAAAAAGUGAUCAUCUAGCUAAAGAAUUGGACAGACCAAGUAGCACUCCAUCAUCAAGUGGUUAAGCUUAUGGGAUUAGAUCUAGCAGUCCUUGAAGGCCUGGCCACACAAACUAUAUAUCCAGCAUGCCUACCUGAAUCAUAAUACUGACUGCCCUUCACUAAGCAUGCAUUUAUGACCUCGUGUGACCAAUGUGUCAUGUGCCAUUUUUUUGUCCAGCCAUAUUCUCCACAAUUUUUAAUUUCUUUUGGAUGAAAUACCACCCUCUUUUGCAGUUGACCAGUAAAUCUAGAUACAGUUGGUCCUUGAACAAUGCAGAGGUUAGGGAUGCUAACCCUCCUUGCAAUAAAAAUCCCUGAAUAAUUUAUAGUGGGCCCUCUGUAUCCAUGGUUCCCCUGCAUCCACAGUUUGAAAUCAAUCUGAAGAUUCAAACAACCGCAGGUUGUGUAGUACUAGUAUUUACUAUUGGAAAAAAUGUGAGGGUAAGUUGACCAAUGCAGUUCAAACCCGUGCCAUUCAAAGGUCAACUGCAUUUGCUCUCAAAUCAUUUAAGUCAAAGGAGUUCCUACAGGGCCAUUCUCUAUAAGCUCCAGGGCUGCCAGGUGACUUUUUACCUGGGUUUGCACACUCCCAGGAUUGUGAAUACUGAAUGGGGCAAUUUAAAGAUAAACACUUAGACUUUAUUUAAUCCAGGGAGAGGAAUAAAAACGAGAUUCUUCAGCAAUUCCUGAUAAAACACCUGGAGCUUUCAGAGAUUUUAACUUAAGUCCAAUUCUUCAGCUUCCCUUUGAUUUUAAGAGCUACUCAUAUCCUUCAAAUAAAUUCUUUAUUGCUUAGGUCAGCUUGAGUUGACUGCUUGUAAUAGAACCCUAAAUGGUACUCUUUACAAGACUAUGACUAUGGCCCGGUAGAUGAUACUCAUCUCCUUCAGACAUGUCUGCAAAGGACUUUUUCACUGGAUGAUAUAUUUCCAUCCUCCGUUUGAGAAUCCUGGUCAACCUUAGAAUUUCUGGAAGCUAAGUAUGUUCAAAACAGUGGGCAUACUCCACUGUGUUCUAGUUUUAGUUCCAAAUUUUGCAUGUCAGUAACGAUUUCAAUGUUUUGCUCUAGUUUUAAAACUGAGCUGUCAUGAUUCACAAACCUCUGUCCUUCAUACAUUCCACAGCAGCAUUAAGAUUCAAUGAAACUGUAUUUCAAAGCACAAAUGCUUCUAUCUAAAAGUGUUCUCAAGCAUAUUUAUAACAGUAAAUAUUAGAAAUCACAAAAUAUACCCCCAGUCCAGUGUUUUAAUGAGACCCUUAUGUGGUUAUUAGUAAUAGUAGUGAAAAAUUUACAUUGUGUUACUGAAGAUGUUUUGUUUGUACUCACAUGCUAAAUUUCUUUUGGGUUUGAUUUCAUUUGCAUUUGGCAUCUGUGCUAUAUACAGGCAUACCCUGGAGAUACUGUAAGUUUCCAGACCACUGCAAUAAAGCAAAUAUCUUAUAAUAAAAAGAGUCAGACAAAUUUUUUGGUUUCCCAGUGCAUGUAAAUGUUUACACUACACCAUAGUCUAUUAGGUAUGCAACAGCAUUGUCUAAAAAAAGUGUACAUACCAUAAACAAUACUUUGUUGCUAAAAAUGCUAACCAUUACCUGAAAAUGCAGGGUUGUCACAAACCUGCAGUUUGUUAAAAAAACAAAAACAAAAGAACCCCCCACUAUGUGUGAACCAUAAUAAAGAGAAGCACAGUUAAACAAGGUAUGCCCUUAUAUCUUCUCAAUACAAUUUCAUGAAUAUGAUGACUUGGACAGAAUUUUCAAUUAUACAUGUACAGAGUGCAGAGGGCUAUUUAUAACUUUUGACAAAAUGGAUGGACACAGAGAUAAUCUUACUAAGUGAAGUAAGUUAGACAGAGAAAGACAAAUAUAUCAUGUAUAUGUGGAAUCUAAAAAAAAAAAAAUAUUAAUGAACUUAUUUACCAAACGGAAACAGACUUACAGAAAGGGAAAACAAGCUUAUAAUGACUAAAGGGUAAAGGUUAUGGGAGGAAUAAAUUAGGUGUUUGGGAUUAACACAUACAUACAGACAUAUAUAAAAAAAGACAAACAAGGGCCUAUUCUAUAGCACAGGGAACGAAAUUGAGUAUCUUAAUGUAUAAUGGCAAAAAAUCUGAAAAAGAUUUUAAUAUAUAUGUAUGUAUAUAUAUCUGAACUACUUUGUGGUAUACCUGAAACUAAUGCAACAUUGUAAGUCAACUAUACUUCAAUUUAAAAAAAAAGGGGGGGAGAGUGCUAUAACUUUUGAGACAAUUAGGAAACUCUAUCUUUGGUAACUAAUCUAUAACAAAUUGGUAAAGAAAGCUCUCUAAAGAUUCUCUCAGCUCUAAAUGGAAUGAUUCUGUGGCUUUAUGUGAGGCUUCCAGUUGGUGCUGGGGUUUUAGUCAUGUAGGAUAUAUACUCAGCAUAUCAGAAUUGUAUUCAAUAUUCUGAUACUGACCUUAAGAGACCUAAAAAGAGAAUUAUCAAAUAUGCAUCAUCUAAUUCAUGUCCCUUAUCCAGAAAUGGGUAACAUUUGCCCAAAAAUAAAACAAUUCUAGUUGGAAAACAAAUUGCUGAGGAAUGUGCCAUUUUUAUACAGGUACACUCAAAGCUUAAGACACCCUCAACACCAAACCUUUAAGUUACAGCUACUAAGCAAUGUUAGAUUAUUGUGGUCAUAUAGAAUAUUUAGAUUAGUCCAACCCAUCUAUUGAUAACAUAAUGAGUUGUGGAUCACCCUGCAGGCAAGGAGAUUGAAUGAGAAAGGAGAUAAAUUAAAAAGGAGACAAUGAAUUGAUUCAAAUAAUGAGUUUCUAAACUCUAUUCAAAAAAGGCCUAGGAACAGUUCAAGAUAAACAUCAGACUUACCAGAAGUCUUCUAACAAUGGAGCUUUUAGAGAAACAUCACAGGUGAUCAUUUUACCUCUAUCCCCAGAGUAGAGAUCCAGGGAUCAUGGAAAUGGUUUAAGCAUCAAGAAUGUUCAAAAACUGAGCCUGGUCAACAGAUAUGUACACUGGUGUGUAAAGGUAAUAAAAUGAUGUGAUAGCUAACGUGAACAAUAACUAGCCAGGCACUAUGCUGGGUACUUUACAUGCACCAUCUCAUUACACACCCUAAAAGGUGGGUGCAACUGUCACUCUGUUUUAUAAAUGAGGAACUGAGGCUCAAAUAAGUUAGGUAACUAGAUCGGGGAUACAGAGUUAAUUAAUGUCAGCCAUAGAUUAAAACUCAGGCAGUAUUAACUCUGGAUCCAGUACUCUUAACUGUUACCCAAAAUGAAAUACCUUAGACCUUGGAAUCCAAUGCAUGUCAAAAGUUUAUCUCAAAUACAUGUCUGCAGCAAAAGGAUAAUUAUAUAACACUAAAUAUUCUUUAAUAUCGUAUAAUAAAUUACUCAUUAAUUACUUUAAGGCAUUAAGAUGCUUAGAUGAGUCAUGAUUGUUGGCUUCAGUGCAUUUCUCUAAUUUCAUUAGAUUAUUAAGACUAUAAUAAGUUUUAUAACUAUUACUAUUAGAUAUUCUGAAUUUAAAGAUUUAAAAGGAGUUCUUGCUGGAAUGCAAUGGGUUAAUGGUCUGGCUCAUCUCUGUGGUGUUGUUGGUUCAAUCCUGGCACAGUGGAUUGAAGAUGUAACAUUGGUGCUAUGUGAUUUGCAUCCAUUCAAUCCCUGGCUGGGAACUUCCAUAUGCCACAGGCGCAGUCGAAAAAGGAAAAAAAAAAAGGCAUGAAGAGAGAUAUCACCCCCUUAUUUUGAUCAAUAUGACAUCAAAUUAAAAUUGUGACUACUGAAAUUUAUACUGAAACAAAAUAAUGACUAGACACUAGAAUGUAUGCUAUAAAAGUUAUAGCAAGAUAAAAACAGUCCGAAGGCAAGUUUUAUAAACCAAAACAACCCUAUAAGGUUUUACAUGACUGAAAAAGACCAAGGCAUAAGUAGAGAAAAACUCAAGAGGGACCUCUUUAUUACAUAUUUAUAAAAUAAUAGAAUAUAGUUAUUAAAAAUGGAGACAAUUUUAUUUUUGGUAUCUUGUGUUUUGCACUCAAUUUUUCAAUCAUCUUCACAAUUUUUCAAAACCUGAACCUCUACCCUACCAUUCAGAGCACAACAAUUAAAGAACAAACUGUCCCAUGGGUUCCAAGGAGAGACUUAAAUUAUCAAAGAAAUUAACCCAGUAACUCAUGAAUAAAGAUUUAAAAUUUUCAAAAAAAUACAAUAAAAACAAAGAUGUAUGAAGCAUGAUUUAAUCUUUCUGAUGAUUCAGAGGGCACCUCAAGAUCAUAUUGUGCCAUUUUCCUUAUGCUUGGUGUUUAAGUGCCUAUAACAGAAUUCUGGUUAGUGAAAUUUUGGACAAGAAAAUGUCAUAUUUUGCACACAUAGCACAAAUGACUACAAAUACAAUAUGGGGAUUUUGAUGUGUAUAUUUGUAUUAAGUAGGGCAUAACUUAUAAUAUGCUAAGAAACAAAAAAUUAAAAUUACAAAAUGGGUAUUUUUAGCACGUGUAGUAACAGCUAGUUGUUUUUAACUAUCAUUUCAUUUUUAGUGACCAAAUUAUAUCUGACCACAAUUAAAGAACAUAUAAAUUUAAAAUAUUAAAAAACCAUGCUUAAAACAACAGAACUGUUACAUUAAAUAAGGAAAUGAAAGUCACAUACAUGUACUGAAUGGCACUGAGGUUUUUCAAAGCCAUUCUUUUGAAAGGCUUUCAAUCCACCUUUAUAUAUAUCAAUUUAAAAAAUGUCUCUACUCAGUGUGUUUGCAGAAAGAGAUGAAAUCAGUGCUGAUCACACAAGUGCCUGACAACCAUUCAAUGCUGACUACUGAACAAGUAUUUUUAUUUGAUUAUCCUGACAUCCAUAAUUGAGCCAAAUCUAAGUAUUCAGACGUGGCUGACUCCAGCUAUUCAACUGCAGAGAAACAAUCAACUUAAAAAAAAACUGAAACAAGUAACAACUAGAAAGGGCUGAAUCACUGUACCUUUCAGACACAACCAUUAACCUUAGUUUUGCUAUCUGCUACUUGGUACUUUUUGAUUCAGUAGUUGGGGUAAAAAAAAGUUUCUGUAUUCAAACCUAUCUACAGAAUGUCAAUAUAAAAUGUGUGAAUAUAUACAUUUAAUAUACACACACACACAUACACACACAUUCCUAGAAACCAGCACUUAAACCACAUCCCCAAUUCUCACUAAUGACUCAGUGAAUCAUUUGUUACUUUAAGACCAGCUUAGACACUAUAAGGCUGCAACAUAUGGCUAAAGAGGUCAAACACAAGCACCCACACUCAGGUUGAUUAAAUUGUUCCUCCUCAUGAUUUUUCAUUAAGUAGUAAUACCAUUUAUAUAACAACUAUAUCUCAAUAACUUAGAAUUCAGAGUAUAAAACCAGUGUCACUAACAAAGAACUCCCUCACUGUUUAAAGAACACACUUCCUCCUUCCAUUCUAUUUCCACUAAUGAUGAGAGGGCAUACCAAACUAGAUCACGCUGAACUAUACAAAUGCUCUUUACUCUUAAUCUAAACAAACGUGUGUUAAAACAUUCUGAAAUGCUGCAUCCUUUGAUUUCUUCAUCUUCUCAAUUGCCCGAUGUAGGUCCUGUUGUUGUACAGGUCGAAUUUCAUCUUCAUCAUGGCUAAAAUGAAAAAAAAAAAAAA
This is a messenger RNA of Sus scrofa (pig), 11968 nucleotides long. The record is from RefSeq and is a predicted model, not a curated record. Lineage: Eukaryota; Metazoa; Chordata; Mammalia; Artiodactyla; Suidae.